AUGCCCAACCCGAACCAGACAGCGGUCGUACAUACCGCGUACGACGAAGAACCACCACACCCCGGAGAUCAAUGGACGAGAUUCGUAUGCGUCUCUGAUACACAUGGUCGAAAGUUCUCCGCCAUACCUUCUGGCGAUGUGUUGCUGCAUGCUGGCGACUUGAGUAGCUGGGGUUACACGAAGCACUUACGACCCACCCUCGAUUGGCUCAAGUCGUUACCGCACCCAAUCAAGGUCAUCAUUGCGGGGAACCACGAUCUGUGUUUAGAUGGGGCGUUGCGCAGAGAAUUCGGGGCAGGGUUUCUCGGCACGGUGAGCGCACUUCCUGACGCUCUGGAAGUAGCGCAAUCAGUGGUCCUAGGGAACGACGCUAAGGAAGCAGGUAUUAUAUAUCUCGAACAUGAGGCCUGCACCGUUACAUCGCAUUCGGGGAGAAAUUGGAAGAUCUACGGCUCGCCAGCAGCACCCGAGUAUGCUCAAGGUGCUUUUCAGUAUAGAACAGACGCUGAAGCCGAGGAGGUUCAUGCAAGGAUUCCUGAAGACACCGACAUUCUGCUGACACACACGCCCCCCCACAAAAUAUUAGACCAGACGCGAAAAGGCAUCAAUGCGGGUUGCAAACGACUCGCCCAGAGAAUGACAGAGCUGCAUGCUUGCCGGCUACACGUGUUCGGGCAUAUCCACGAAGCGACUGGUGCCCAAGUUAUCUCAGAUGGAGCGAUAAAUCGAGUCGCAGUGAAUGCUGCAAUGGGCUCACUGGGUUCGGACGCCAAAGCCAUCAUCGUCGAUCUCAGGAACUAG
Molecule: messenger RNA, 801 nt
Organism: Pleurotus ostreatus (oyster mushroom)
Lineage: Eukaryota; Fungi; Basidiomycota; Agaricomycetes; Agaricales; Pleurotaceae
Exons: 5
Coding region: 1-801 (266 amino acids)
Molecular function (GO): hydrolase activity
Source: RefSeq, a predicted model, not a curated record